UCAUGAGAGCUUUGGUACUUUUCCUACUCGUGGCUUUCGCCUCGUGCUUGAGGGCUAAGAACUAUGUACGAGUUUGUUAUCACACAAACUGGUCUCAGUAUCGUCCAGGUGCUGGAAAAUUCUGGCCCGAGACCAUCGAUCCUGAGCUUUGCACUCAUCUAGUCUACUCUUUUGCAAAGAUCAAUCGAAACAAUGACAAACUGGCCAUGUACGAAUGGAACGAUGACAAACUAUACCCCAGAUUCAACGCAUUGAAGCAAAAAAAUCCCGGUCUCCGAACCCUGUUGGCUGUGGGAGGGUGGAAUCAUGAAAACGCAAACAGUCCAUUUUCAAAAAUGGUCAAGACUGCGGGUUCAAGAAAGGUGUUUAUAGACUCCGCAAUUGAGGUGUUAAGAACAUGGGGUUUUGAUGGUCUCGAUCUCGACUGGGAAUAUCCUGGAAGAACAGAUCGGGGAGGUUCAGUGCCUGAAGAUAAGCAAAGGUUUACAUUACUCUGCCAAGAGUUAUUGGAUGCAUUCAAAACUGAAGCAGCUGGAACGGGAAAACCUCGCCUCUUACUAACAGCUGCCGUUUCAGCUGGCUUUGAAACCAUCGACGUUGCUUAUGAAGUGAAAAAACUAGGCCCACUGCUGGACAUCCUCAACCUCAUGACCUAUGAUCUACACGGGAACUGGGACAAAGUAACAGGACAUCAUACAGCAAUGGAAGGGGAUGACAAACUGACCGUGCCAUACGCUGUUCAAUACUGGAUUGACAAAGGAUUUCCAGCCAAUAAGAUCGCUCUUGGCCUUGCCACGUAUGGAAGAGCAUUCUCCCUUAAAGACCCGAGCAACAAUGGCCUUGGUGCUCCUAAACAUGAGUGGCAGAAUCCCCACAAAGGUCAAUAUACCCGUGAAGCUGGCUUUCUUGCUUAUUACGAGAUCUGUAGGCUUGGCCUGACCGUGGUCCAUAAUAAUUCCGUCAUGGCCCCAUAUGGACAUAAAGGCAACAUCUGGGUGGGUUUUGACGACAAGAACAGUUUGCUGUACAAGGUGGAUGAGCUGAUCAAGAAAAAGGGUCUGAUGGGAGCGAUGUUUUGGGCUCUCGACUUAGACGAUUUCAGUGGCUCCCAGUGUGGGGAGGGCCAAUAUCCUUUGAUGAACGCCGUGAAGCAGUACUUGGGUGGCUAUACACCACCACCACGGCCCACCGAGCUAACCCCACCUCCUCAAACUCGACCUCCUCGACCUCCAGUGCCAACCGAUGGACCAGGACCUGCUACGCAAAUGCCGCCAACCGAAAAGCCAAAACCCCCUUCUGGAGGUUGUGUCGCCAUUCCACCUUAUGACCAACAACCAGGAAUGAAUGGAUGGUGCGCGUCUAACUGUGCUGUCGGAAAUUGUCCUUCGUCACACUGUAAGUGCGGUUAAACUAGGACUACGAUUGCAUAAAGAAAUGCAAAAUGUAAUAGAUUAGAAAAUAGAAUGAAUAAAAACUGCAUUGCACGAAUA
Molecule: messenger RNA, 1490 nt
Organism: Stylophora pistillata
Lineage: Eukaryota; Metazoa; Cnidaria; Anthozoa; Scleractinia; Pocilloporidae
Product: chitinase-3-like protein 1
Biological process (GO): chitin catabolic process; carbohydrate metabolic process
Cellular component (GO): extracellular region
Molecular function (GO): chitinase activity; chitin binding
Source: RefSeq, a predicted model, not a curated record